CUAAAAGCCAAAGCUAAUCGACGGCGACGAGAACAAAAAAAAAAAGAGAAGAAGAAGACUUUGUCGCCGCUCUCAGAUCUCGAUGGCACCGAAGAAAGCGGAACUAAUCGACAACCCACCUGUGGUCUCUUCGAGUGAAGAGGAAGAAUCUGGUUCAUCUGGAGAUGAAUCUGACUCUUCUGCUGAAGUUUCGAGGAAAGACGUGUCCUCUUCAAAGAAGCCUGAAUCUGAUUCCGAAGGCGAAUCUGAGUCCGAGUCCGAUUCCGAACCUGAGCCCGCUAAGAAGCCAGUUGUGGCCACCAAAGCUAAGUCAGAUGCUGCUUCUGGAUCUGCUGCGGCUUUACCGGAGAGUUCAAAAUCCAAGCGUCCUUUGAAAGAAGCUGAGCCUGAAGCUAACAAAAAGCUGAAGAUAUCAGAGACAGAGCAUGUGGUGAAGACGGCGAAAGCAAAUGAUAAUGAAUCUAGUAAGAAGAUUUCUAAAGAGGAUGCAAAGAAGAUGUUUCAGAGGUUGUUCAGUGAGACUGAUGAGGUUGCGUUGCUUCAAGGUGUUCUUGAUUUCACUUCUACCAAAGGUGAUCCUUACGAAGACAGUGAUGCUUUUUGCAGUUAUGUUAAGAAGUUGAUUGAUUUCGAUGCUACCAAAAGCCAGAUUGUAACUAAACUUCAGAGGUUGAAGAAGAAGUUUGGUAAUACUGUUAAGAAUGCUGCUAAAAAGGGAAAGAGUGAAGAUGAGGUUAAGUUUGCUAAGGAUAUUGAGCGUAAAGCUUUUGAAUUGGCUAGAAAGAUUUGGGGAAGUAAUGGUGUUAUGACUUCUAAAUCAAGGAAGAA
Molecule: messenger RNA, 828 nt
Organism: Camelina sativa (false flax)
Lineage: Eukaryota; Viridiplantae; Streptophyta; Magnoliopsida; Brassicales; Brassicaceae
Source: RefSeq, a predicted model, not a curated record